AUGAAAACUGCCAAGUCUGAGAAGACAAAACAUUGGACUUCGACUUCUGCUUGUUUUGGUGAACCGGGCUGGACUGGAUCGAUCUUAUACUGGAAUUGUACAUCAGUAUCUUCAACUGGUGAGGUUCAACUAGAAAUCGAUACCAAUGUUGAAAUUGGCAGAGCUUUAAUCUCUUCUGGCCAUGAAGAGGCCACUUGGAUGGGCAGAAUUGAGACUUCUUCAGUUUGGAUUGGACUGGAAAUGGCUAGAUUGAUGAUUGCUUACCUUGAGCUACGCCACAAUACCUGCAAAGUACGUACACGUGCUUUGACCCUUGAUAUCUGGGAACCACUUGCUGAGAAGUUCUUUAUGAAUGGGUUCACGUGGGCUUCUGUGGUAGUGAAGGAAGAAUCCCUUUUCUUGUCUGUUUGUCCGGAGAUGAACGGUGGAGAUCAAUUCAUUGGGUCUUCGGAGAAUUUCAAAAUUGAGGCUGGGUAUCCUUCUGAUUUGAAACUGGGUGUGUUAAAUUGA
Prunus armeniaca (apricot) is the source of this 510-nucleotide messenger RNA. The record is from the annotation of a GenBank genome assembly. Lineage: Eukaryota; Viridiplantae; Streptophyta; Magnoliopsida; Rosales; Rosaceae.